This is a messenger RNA of Macrosiphum euphorbiae (potato aphid), 375 nucleotides long. NCBI's taxonomy places the organism in Eukaryota, Metazoa, Arthropoda, Insecta, Hemiptera, Aphididae. The record is from the annotation of a GenBank genome assembly.
AUGUGCAAGCUUUUUGGAAGUGACCAACAAAAGAACCAAAGUCCCUUUGUAGGUACUGGAUUUUCAAAUUGGAAAAAAUCAAAUAAAAUUGAACUUCAUAAAAACAGUCUUGAACAUCAAAAUGCUACAACAAAAUGGUUAGUACGAUCAAAUACAAAAACAUCUGUUAACAAAGAAAUGUGUAGACAAAUUUUAGUAGAAAGGGACUAUUGGAUUCAAAUAUUUAAGCGUAUAACAACUGUUAUUAAGUUUCUGGCUAUAAGAGGAUUACCUUUAAGAGGAGAUCAUGAAAUUUUUGGAGUCAACAACAAUGGAAAUUAUUUAGACUUAUUAGAGCUUAUUGCUAAUGUUGAUCCAUUUUUAAAAACACAUUGA